CAACAACGUUUGUAAAUACUGCGGAUUGAAGGAGGAAAAGUAUCUUUGAUGUAUUCUUCUUGAACAAAUCCGGACCGCAAAAAGGAGAAGAGAAAAAACGAUCUCGCCAAUGAAAAAAUGCGGSCCCACCAACGACAAAAGUGGUGAUUAGUGGUGAAGUUGUGUGCAAGGAUAUCCGAAAAAAGGCGUCGUCCACUCAAACUCGCGCCAGAGGAAAGAGCAAUCUUUGUUCUCAUAAUUUUAAAGUUUGCUCAAACCAAAAGCAUCAAAUCCUCUUCACCAACUCUUCCUAAAUCAAUCACCAUGAAGUUCUCUCUUAUCGCACUUGCCGCCGUCGUUGCCUCGGCCGAAGCUGUCGCCAGACCUUCCCUUUCCGUAAGUAUGGUCCAGUGAAAUUCUUGCCGUCGGACUUUUYGCCAUUUCGACCGACCCGUCUAAUUUACUCRCUCGCACCGUUGUUCAUUGCAAUUUAGAUCUCUGUURCCGAUGGAAAYUUUGACGGAGUUGAUGGAUUGGACCCCACCCUUUCGUGGUCGGGUGCCUCCUCCGCCGGUGACAUGGACCUCGARUACGGAAUCGAAGCCGCUGCUCGACCCACCACCGAUAUUGCAUCGCUCCCUAAGAAGGUUUUCGGAACCCUGAAGACCAACCUUGGUGGAUGGGGUGUAACUGCCGGAGCUACUAAGGAUAUGGGAAGCGGUGACACCGACAUUGAAGUCAGCGCUGCCAACGAUGAUGCCGACCUCUCUGUCAAGGUUCUUGCUUCCGCCGAUGGCGGUGUCGACAGCAUCUCGGCCACCAAGAACAUGGACUUGGACGGUGCCUCCSUUACCAUCACCCCAACCUACUCGCUUGCUUCCGAAGAUGCCGAUGUUGUUGUCACAUACGACAAUGGCGAUACCAACGUUGAACUCACCGCAUCUGCYGACAGCCAAGAAGUUGUCGUCAACCACGAUAUGGGAGACACCAAGGUUAAGUUGACCGCAUCGAAGGAUGCCCAAGAAGUUGUYCUCGACCAYACCAUGGACAACACCAACAUUGURUUGACCGCAUCCGCCGACAACCAAGAAGUUACCAUCUCRCAACAGCUCGAUGAUGACAACAAGAUCUCUCCUACUAUCAACCGCAACGGCGAUAUCUCCGUUGCAUGGGAACGAUCCCUCGGAGACGAUAACUCCUUGACCGCCACCCUCACUCCCGAUGAGAGCAUCGAUGUUGAAUGGAAGGACGACAACUGGACCGCCAACAUCAACGCAGGAUUGAGUGGAACUGAUAUCGGAGAUGUUUCCAUCAGUGCCAAGCGUGAUGUCACUUUCUAAAUCGUUUUACAGAAAGACAUACAGUUCGCUCCUCCYCUUUCCUGUGCAUAUAGCAUUCCUACCCUCGGCCGACAACCCUUCGCACACCCACACCCUCCGCCCAGCCUCUCGGAAUUAGCUCAUGCUGCUCGUGCCGAUUGAUGGCUAACAAACUGACUAAAGGCCAUUUUCUUUUGUUGAUUAGCAAGUACUAUAUUUCUUUAUAAAAUGAGUUAUAGCAC
This is a messenger RNA of Pseudo-nitzschia multistriata, 1540 nucleotides long. The record is from the annotation of a GenBank genome assembly. NCBI's taxonomy places the organism in Eukaryota, Bacillariophyta, Bacillariophyceae, Bacillariales, Bacillariaceae.